This is a messenger RNA of Camelina sativa (false flax), 603 nucleotides long. NCBI's taxonomy places the organism in Eukaryota, Viridiplantae, Streptophyta, Magnoliopsida, Brassicales, Brassicaceae. The record is from RefSeq and is a predicted model, not a curated record.
AUGAUACUUGGCCCACCAGAGGACUGCGCCGACUCCGUCCGCGCACUAAAGAAGAGGGGGCGUCAAGUUUGCAGCCUUCAGGCAGCCCCAAGCAAACCUCCACUCUGCUUGGACCCCAUAUCGUUUACUUCGGAAGACGCCAAGGGAAUCCAACACCCCCAUUCGGACCCUUUAGUCAUCGAAGUCUCCAUGGGCGAUUUCGACGUCGAACGAGUUUUGGUCGACACGGGGAGUACCGUCAAUGUAAUAUGCUGGCAAACGCUAGAUAAAAUGGGUGUCACGCCGGAACAACUGAAACCUGAAUCUCGAACAUUGACGGGCUAUGAUGGGGUCGUCAAACUUUUGAUGGGCGACGUAAAGCUGCAGGUGCGAGCCGGCGGAUUGUCCUGGAAGACCAAGUUCGUAGUCAUCGUCGCGCCUCCAGUCUACAACGCCAUUUUGGGGGUACUGUGGAUAUACGCGAUGCAAGCCGUACCAUUGACCUAUCACCUCUGCAUCAAGUUCCCAACCACCACGGGAAUCCGCACACUUUAUGGUGACCAGAGAGUAGCCCGAACUUGCUCUGGUAUCGAGAAGAAGCAGAGGAAGACUAAAGACGCGUAG